AUGGAGUCCGGUACUUCAUGGACGAUCACCAGUACCAAGAGGAAGACUGCAAUGGUUACUCCAGAAUCUCGAAAGCGACAACGAGUGAACACCCGCGCCAAACCCACAUCUCGAACCGCGAGUCAAAAGACUUUGACGCAGGCACAGUGGAUGACACCUCAAUCCAAUCAACUUGCCAACGAUGAUAUGCUCGAGGAGAAUACUAGGUCCUUUACUCUCCCUAAAGCCAACCUUACACGGAGGCGACUUCUAAAGCGGGAAUCGACGUUGACCCAGAUGGACUUUUUCGAUAAUCGACCUUUAGACCCGGAAGAUUUAGAUGACCAGCCUUGGCCACAACCUAGUGGUGGCUCUGGCGAUGAGCCUCGACCUCUGCACCAAUUUGAUGGACCAUACAGCAGCCCGCGGCGGUCACGACCACGAAAGACGCCUCUUGAAGAGAAGCGGCCCUUGACCGUAAAGCAGAAUCCGGAAAGUCAAGAGUAUAGGCCUAGCCGCAGGAGGAAAAGGCCACUGCAAGACACGGAAGAAGCAAAACCCUCGAGUGAAAGGAGGACGUCACGCCGCAUCGCUUCCAAACAAGUCGUCUUCGAGGAUCCUGCGAAAAGCUUCGAAUACUUCAGUCAGGCACUAGCCACGCCUCCGAGUCAGCCUUCACCGAAGGUAGCUUCGCUUGAGAUCAAGGAAUCCCUCCAGACGGAUCAGGAUGGGGAGCAUACAGAAGGCCCAAUCGCCAUGCCCGCUUUACAAUCCUCACUAAGUCAUCUCCACACACCCACAGCAAAACGAGUGGUCAUUCUCUCAAGUCAAUCGCCGGAGAGUUUGCCUCCCAGCAUGCGAAAACGUGACUGUUAUGAUCUUCCCACUCCUGAUGUUUCGAGACGGACACCCUUGACUGAGCGCUCUAUCAAUGCUUGGCACAUUAGCCCGUCAAAACCAUCGCCUAAGAAGACUUUUAAGAAGCAUAAAAAGUCUCCUUCUUGGUCCUGGUCUCGACCCAAGAAGAUUGUCGUUCUCAAGCUCGCAAAGCGUCCACCUCAACCGGUCCAUCGAAUUGAAGACUCCCAGGAGAAUCUAUGGUCCAUUCCAUCGUCCUCGCAACAACAGAUGGAUGCCGCUUUAUUGCCACUGAUGCGACCUCCACCAAACACGAUAGGGGAUCUGAGUGACACUGAAAUCCCGGCCACUAGUCAAGGUCAGAAUGUGGUCUCGAGUCCACCCGUCAACGAUAUGCAAGACUCGCUUCCAAGUUUUAUGGAUAUCGUUGGGCGUCGCCAAAGCUCCAACCUGAGAAAUGCCAGCCAUGAGGAUGAGAACGCGCUUCCGCAGAGCUUCUCACAGGAUGACGUUAUUGACCGUGAGUAUGCGCCAAUUCCUGCUGAAACCGAAAUGACAGAGAUAAGCAAGUCCAAUCAGCAAGAACUCGAAGCACUACUUCCUGACCCAGAGCCUUUGCCAUAUGUUUCAGAACUAUUGGAUACAAUAAUAGUGGAGGACUCAGAAGCUGAAAGUCUCGACUCUCCUGUUAAAUUGAGGUUGAAGAAGACGACCCCAAAUGGCUCCUCCACGCCAAUGCCACCACCGAGGGAAGACUCCAGUAAUCAUGAGCAAGCAGCAUCACCCUCACCAUUAGCCAGAACUGUAGCUGGUCCAGUCUCACUAGAAAGAUGCCAAAGUCACCCAGUGAGCGAACCUGGAACACCACUGCCUUUACCUCAGUUAGUACCACAAUCUGCAACACCAAGACGACCCAUUGAGACCAUUAAUCGUCAUGAUACGGACGAAGUACAAUUGCCUCAAGCUCCAAAUCUGAUUCAUCGGACCAGCACCCAUAUUUCAACCACUCUGGUACCACUGAAUGACGUUGACACAGCCCCAUCAUCCUCCUCACUUCCAUCAACAAAAUCCAUUACACAGAAGUCUGUUAAUCCUGCGUCAAUGCCCCAUCCAUCUCAGAUGUCUACCCAAGAUGCUACCCAGGGGUUCUUCCCCAUGUCGUCUUGUCCACGGCCGCUACUUGACAGCUUCUACGAGGAUAGGAACGACAGGAUCACAAUCAAGGACUCUAGUUCUUACAGGGUAACGAUGAGUCAAUUGCCACAGCACAUAAACGCAACUCAAUCACAAUUGAACAUUGAUCUUGGAUUGGAUGAAGCCUUCAACAGCGAUGAUGAAGGAGAUAUUGAUCUGGACCCCCCAUCGACCGUAUCGCGUGAUGACCGUGAGCAAUUAAGCGACAUACAAAUUGAGAGGACGCCACCAAUACAGAGGACUGUCGAUGUCCUCCAGCAGGGAACCGACGCUCCCCACUUUCGACGUCCUGCUGAUCAGAAACGUAAUGACUCCCCAAUUCCAUCCUCACAGCAGUCCAUCUCGAUACCAUCAUCACCCAACCCGCCACCACUUAAAAAGAAGUAUGAUCCAAUCCCCGGCUUCGACAACGACACCCAGUCCAAUUUCACGCAGAACGGCCAUGUCACUGCCGCAUACAUUCACCGACAGCGUGAAGCGGGUGUUCUGGAGGACUGGUACAUUCCUGAGCCGUUCCAGGUGCCAGGCUAUACUAGAAGGAAGUAA
Exophiala bonariae is the source of this 2577-nucleotide messenger RNA. RefSeq lists its product as uncharacterized. Lineage: Eukaryota; Fungi; Ascomycota; Eurotiomycetes; Chaetothyriales; Herpotrichiellaceae. The transcript has a single exon. The record is from RefSeq and is a predicted model, not a curated record. Bases 1 to 2577 code for a protein of 858 amino acids.